Molecule: messenger RNA, 2590 nt
Organism: Phyllostomus hastatus (greater spear-nosed bat)
Lineage: Eukaryota; Metazoa; Chordata; Mammalia; Chiroptera; Phyllostomidae
Gene: CDC6
Product: cell division cycle 6
Exons: 12
Coding region: 150-1832 (560 amino acids)
Biological process (GO): cell division; DNA replication initiation; mitotic DNA replication checkpoint signaling
Cellular component (GO): nucleus
Molecular function (GO): ATP hydrolysis activity; DNA replication origin binding
Source: RefSeq, a predicted model, not a curated record
GAAAUCUGGUCGGGCUUUGGCGGGAGACCGGAAAGCUAAAACUGGGCAGAUUUGGCGCGAGCGCGUCUGGGUUUUACUGCUGCUGGUUUGCUCAGGAGCUUGUUUGGGGUAAUCCCUGAAGCCUUGUGCGAGAGAGCUGUGUUGCCGUCAUGCCCCAAACCCGGUCCCAGGCCCAGGCUACGAUCCGUUUUCCAAAAAAGAAGCUGUCGCGAACGUUGGACACAGCUAAGAAAUCUCAUGACACCAAACUAGAACUGACAAACGUCCAGGCCAUACCCCGUUCUCCUGGUGUGAAAAGUCAACCUCUCAGCCCCAGAAAACGCCUGGGUGAUGACAACCAGUGCAACACUCCCCAUUUACCGCACUGCUCUCCACCAAAGCUGGGCAGGAAGGAGAACGGCCCGCCACGCUCGCACACACCUAAGGGACGCAGAUUGGUAUUCGACAAUCAGCCGACGGUUAAGUCUUCUAGCAAAAGAGAACGAGCCAGAGUUCACCAGAACAAAAAGUGCCCCUCGGUUCCAAAAGGUCAAGACAUCACCACAAAUUCCGAGCAGAGACAGCCAGUGGAGAAAGAAUCUGCAUGCGUGAGGCUAUUCAAGCAAGAAGGCACUUGCUACCAGCAGGCAAAGCUGGUCCUGAAUACAGCUGUCCCCGACCGGCUGCCUGCCAGGGAAAAGGAGAUGGAUGCCAUCAGGAGUUUCCUGAGGGAGCACAUCUGUGGGAGGAAGGCUGGAAGUCUUUAUCUUUCUGGUGCUCCUGGAACCGGAAAAACUGCCUGCUUAAGCCGAAUUCUGCAAGACCUCAAGAAGGAACUGAAAGGUUUUAAAACUGUCGUGCUGAAUUGCAUGUCCUUGAGGAGUGCCCAGGCUGUAUUCCCAGCUAUUGCUCAGGAGAUUUGUCAGGACGGAGGGCCCAGGCCAGCUGGGAAGGACGUGAUGAGGAAACUGGAAAACCAUUUGACUGCAGAGAAGGGCCCCAUGGUCGUGUUGGUGCUGGACGAGGUGGAUCAGCUGGACAGCAGAGGGCAGGAUGUGUUAUACACACUGUUCGAAUGGCCCUGGCUAAACAAUUCUCGACUGGUGCUGAUUGGCAUUGCUAAUACCUUGGACCUCACAGACAGAAUUCUGCCGAGGCUGCAGGCGAGGGGAAAAUGUAAGCCACAGCUGUUGAACUUCCCGCCUUACACCAAAAACCAGAUAGCCGCUAUCUUGCAGGAUCGACUCAACCAGGUAUGUAGAGAGCAGAUUCUGGACAGCGCUGCCAUUCAGUUCUGUGCCCGCAAAGUCUCUGCCCUUUCGGGAGACGUUCGCAAAGCACUAGACGUUUGCAGGAGAGCUAUUGAAAUUGUAGAGUCGGAUGUCAAAAGCCAGACUAUCCUCAAACCACUGUCUGAAUGUAAAUCAUCCUCUGAGUCACUGGUUCCAAAGCGGGUCAGUCUUAGUCACAUAUCCCGAGUCAUUUCAGAAGUUGAUGAAAACAGAAUGGCUUUGGUCCAGGAGGGAGCACAGGACUCCUUCCCGCUGCAGCAGAAGAUCUUGGUCUGCUCUUUGCUGCUCCUGACCCGGCGGUUGAAAAGCAAAGAGGUCGCUCUGGGGAAGUUGUAUGAAGCCUAUUGUAACGUCUGUCGCAAACAGCAGGUGGCAGCUGUGGACCAGUCAGAGUGUUUGUCACUUUCAGAGCUCUUGGAGGCCAGGUGCAUUUUAGAAUUAAAGAAAAACAAGGAAACCCGCUUCACAAAGGUGUCUCUGAAGAUUGAAGAGAAGGAAAUAGAGCAUGCUCUGAAAGACAAAACUUUAGUUGGCAGUAUCUUAGCUACUGGAUUGCCUUAAAUUCUUUUAUUCUACACUAAUACCUGACUCGAAAGUAUCUAGUUUGGUACUUAAAGAGCUAUAAAGUCUUCAUUUUAGUACUUUAUGUAUUCAGAUCUGAAGACAAAUACUACUUACUUUUACUUGAAAAUGAUCGAUUUUAAUUUAUAGAUUCACGAAUAUUUGCACAGAGUUAAACAUCUUUGGGUCUUACUAUUUUUAUGCAUUAAAAAUUACCAAGUAGACCCUUUUAAGUUACCCUUACUACCUGAACAGGCCCGCAGGACACAGAUUCGCGCUGCAGGCUGUGCGUGCGUGUGCGCGCGCCUCUCCGCUUCCGCACACGCUGGUGCAUUUGAAAGACUGCGGGGACUGGCAUCCGGAGAAUGGAAAAGUGCGACCCAGGAAAAGAAGCAGAUCCGCGUGGAGAUUUGGAGGACACUCUGUGGUCACGGGAUUUCUUCCUUUUCGGAGUGUCCCGUGUUCACGUGGCAGAUGCUCCCACGCUGUGACGUCUUAGAGACCGAGUUUCUCAGGCUCUCCCAGGGGGUGGGGGUAGUCGGGAGAGUGUGGAGCUGCAGACUGAAUACAUUCAUUCUCAAGCCACCUCCUUGGCCUGUCUGAGCCAUCACAGUUCCAGAGAGCUCCGGCUCCCAGAAGGCGACAUGAAAAUUCCUCCCACAGUCUUGCUGCCCUCGCAUGAAACUACUUGUCUCAAGAUGCCUGAGUUCGGGGUUGGCUUUUUUUACCUCAUCUCCUAUUUUUGUGGUCUUGUGAGA